Messenger RNA from Phytophthora sojae, 426 nucleotides. RefSeq lists its product as hypothetical. NCBI's taxonomy places the organism in Eukaryota, Oomycota, Peronosporomycetes, Peronosporales, Peronosporaceae. The transcript has 2 exons. The record is from RefSeq and is a predicted model, not a curated record. The coding region runs from base 1 to 426 and encodes 141 amino acids.
AUGCAGCAAGCGAUGCACUACGGGAUGGUGAUCGUUACCGUGCUGGUGUGGCGCUACUACUUCAUGAACUGCGCGUGGCGCGGCUUCUACGCUGGUUGCCCAGGGCUGCUUAUCGUCUCCCAGUUGAUUGUGGCGAUUCUCGUGAGCAAAGAUAUCCUCCGUGACCCCGUGUUCUAUCGGAUCAUGACAUUGUUCAGCAGCGCUUCAGCCGCUAUCGGCUGGCUCAGUAGCGUGGUUCCGCUGACGGAGAUCAUCCAGGAAGGCUCGGAGGGUGCCAUGGUCGGCCUUACCCUGUCGCUAUAUUUCCUGGUGGACAUUUUCAUACAAACCAACUCGGUCGGUCUGUUCGAGGGAAGCAACUUCUACAACAUCGCCGAGUUCCUCCCUCCGCUUAUUUACGUCGUCUGCAUGCGAGCACCCUUCUAG